Molecule: messenger RNA, 2359 nt
Organism: Melospiza melodia melodia
Lineage: Eukaryota; Metazoa; Chordata; Aves; Passeriformes; Passerellidae
Gene: DZANK1
Product: double zinc ribbon and ankyrin repeat domains 1
Exons: 20
Coding region: 97-2256 (719 amino acids)
Biological process (GO): eye photoreceptor cell development
Molecular function (GO): protein binding
Source: RefSeq, a predicted model, not a curated record
GCGUCCUUGGAAACGGAGCGGGAGCGGCGGGACCGGAAGGGAUCCAGAGGGAUUGACCGGGAUCCAGAGGGAUCCAGCGGAUCAUUGCUGGGAAAAAUGACAGCUGGCUCUGUCUCAGCUCCUCAGAUCUUCCCACUUCGAAUCCCACCUCCUGGGAAAGCUCAACGGGAAAUAGACACAAAUACUCUCAUAGAAAUAAAAUCAGAUACACCUGAGGCCUCUAUUUAUUACACUUUAGAUGGAAGUAAACCAGAACUCAGUAGGAAACCUGGCUAUGGGCCUUAUAACACCUUGGAGUAUAAGGGUCCUAUCAUGUUACCAGAGGGGAGAGUAAUGGUCAAGGCUCUGGCAGUUACAAAGGACUACAGGGAGAGUUCAAUUGUGACAAAGGUGUUUGUGGUAGAGUACCAGCAACCAAACUUCCUUUUCCCUGUUGAAGAUGAUGACAAGAAUUUCCUGAAAGAUAUGACCAUACAGAAUAAGGAAGGUGGAACAUUUACUACAAAACCUAAGAAGAAUAGACUGAAUGUGGAAAUCAAGCCUGCCUGGGAUGAAACAUCCCAAGACCUUCAAGACAGAAAACCUUCUCACAGAUACCCUCAAGGAGCUCAGCUCCUUGCCAGUGGUUUGGGAGCCACAGAGCUCAGAGAGGAAUCCACCUCAGCACAACCAAUGGAGUCAUUGCAGUUUACAAGUUCCUCUACAGUGACUGUCCAGAAAAGCCUAGCAAGCACACACGUGUCAAGGAUCCAGAGUGAAACAGAUUUCCUUAAAUGUGCAUAUUGUUCUGCCCCUCGCCUGUCUGAGCCCUUGGCUCACUUCUGCCAGAAAUGUGGAUCUCCCAUCCCCCCUGUGCCAUUCCAGCGCUUCCCAGUCCCCGAAGGAACACAGAUGGCACCAUGCCUUGAAUGCAGACAUCUUGUGCCAAUGAAUACACCCACUUGCAUUAUCUGUGAGGCACCAAUAGCUCCACAGCUGCAGCCCCAAAACAACAUCUGCAUUAAGGGCAAAGUCAUUUGUCAGGUGUGUGGCACAGGAAAUCCUCUUCACCAUAAGCACUGUGCAACUUGUGAGAGCAAACUGCCUGAAGUACAACUGCCUGGACCUCCUCCAUCCUACUUUGCUUGUUCCAAGUGUGGGACCAGCAACCAGCCCUAUGCUCGCUUCUGUGUGUCCUGUGGUGUGUACAUAGAGCCCCCAUCCAGACAGAGCUCUCCUGGCACUCCCAUGGACCGUGGGGACCCCCUGGCAUCCUCCCAGGCAAAACUAUUACAGGCUCAAGUUGCCUGGCAAACUUGUCCUGUUUCCUUGCCCAAAUCAAGGGCAGAACUAACAGAAAGAGAAGAUAAAGGAACCCAAACCAUUGGACUUUUUUACCCAUCCAGCAAACUGUUGGAAAAGAAGGAGCUUGAGCUGAUUUCACAAAAAGAAAAGGUGGAAAAGAUGAGUGAUCAUAAGCCUCUCCUGACAGCCAUUAGUCCUGGAAAAGGUUAUUGGAGAAAACAGCUGGAUCAUGUUUGUGCUCAUUUAAGAAGCUAUGCCCAGAACAACCCUGAAUUCAGAACACUGAUUGGAGAACCUCAAAUGGGAAAGAUCAAUUAUGCCACCAUCUCUGAAGAUGACUAUGAAGUCACUAUUACAUUGAAUUUUGCUGCUGUUAACAAGAAUAUUCAUCCUAACAGAGCAGUGAAGCUCAGCAAUGAUUAUCUGAGUGCUGGAACAGAAGUCACAGAUGGACAGGAUGGCAGUCAGACUAAUUUUGGCAGGGAUGAUCCCAAUCUUUUCCAUUCAAGAGGCAAAAUAAGGAGAACCAAGUCAAGAACACUCAUGGGAAAGGAAUCUAGGCUCUCUCCAGAGUCCAGACUGCUGCUGGAUGAACUGGGUCAGACUGGGAAAGGAAGAAUCUCGUUCAUAGAACAGUUGCUCAGUGAUGGAGCUGACCCCAACUCCCUGAGCCAGGAGGAGCGCCCUGCCCUCACAGUUGCUGUCCUGAACAAGCACACAGGAGCCAUCUCCCCUCUGGUGCAGAAAGGGGCUGACAUUGACCAGCAGUCAGGGCCGCACAACAACACAGCUCUCCAUGAGGCAGUUCUGCUGGGACUGGAAGGAGAGGAGAGCGUCCGGGCCCUGUUAGGCUGCAAUGCAAGCGUGCAAAAGAAGAAUGCAGCAGGGCACUCAGCGCUGGAUUUGGCUGUUGCAGCUGGAGAUAAUAAGGUUAUUUCACUGUUCCAAGUAAGUGGGGAUAGAGAGCACUGAACAGACUUAUGUGACACAGGAACAUGGUUCUCAUCAAUGUGUUAUUACAGCAAACUUAAUCCCCAAAUAAAGUUGAAGGUUCUUUGACUUUGGGAGCACCUGA